This is a messenger RNA of Capra hircus (goat), 5293 nucleotides long. It is a transcript of the gene SLC24A4, whose product is annotated as solute carrier family 24 member 4. The coding region runs from base 213 to 2081 and encodes 622 amino acids. Gene Ontology annotation, molecular function: calcium, potassium:sodium antiporter activity; calcium channel activity. The record is from RefSeq and is a predicted model, not a curated record. The transcript has 17 exons. Gene Ontology annotation, cellular component: membrane. Lineage: Eukaryota; Metazoa; Chordata; Mammalia; Artiodactyla; Bovidae. Gene Ontology annotation, biological process: sensory perception of smell; intracellular calcium ion homeostasis; calcium ion transmembrane transport.
GGGACUCUGAGCUCCGGCUGCGCCGCGCGCCCCCCACCUCCUCUCCCUGCUUCCCUGCCGAGCUCGCCCGCUGGCCAUGAACCUUUGGCCUGGAGCCCCUGGCCUCUGAGCCUCGAGUCGCCCGCUCCAGUCCACGCCGCUCGGCCCCAGAUAGCACUCCGGCCGCUGGGGCUCCCCAUCCUCUGUCAGAGACGGCAUCCAGGCGCUGCGGGAUGGCGCUCCGCGGGCCCCCUGGGCCGCGCAAAGUUCGCAGGAGGCGAGAGAUGCUGCCGCAGCAAGUUGGCUUUGUGUGCGCGAUUUUGGCCCUGGUGUGCUGUGCGUCUGGCCUCUUUGGCAGCUGGGGGCACAGAACAGCUUCUGUGAGCAAAUAUGUUCUCCCAGACACAUGGAGAAAUAGAAGGCUGAUGGCACCAGUGAAUGGGACUGAGGCAGCCAAGAACUGCACAGAUCCUGCGAUUCACGAGUUCCCCACAGACCUGUUCUCCAACAAUGAGCGACAGCACGGGGCCGUCCUGCUGCAUAUUCUUGGUGCUCUGUACAUGUUCUACGCCUUGGCCAUAGUGUGUGAUGACUUCUUUGUUCCGUCUCUAGAGAAGAUCUGCGAGAAACUCCAUCUGAGCGAAGAUGUGGCUGGAGCCACCUUCAUGGCUGCGGGAAGCUCAACACCAGAGCUGUUUGCCUCUGUCAUUGGCGUGUUCAUCACCCACGGAGAUGUCGGGGUCGGGACCAUCGUGGGCUCUGCUGUGUUCAAUAUCCUGUGUAUAAUCGGAGUUUGUGGAUUAUUCGCAGGGCAGGUGGUCCGUCUGACAUGGUGGGCCGUGUGCCGAGACUCCGUGUACUACACCCUGUCUGUCAUCGUGCUCAUUGCCUUCAUAUACGAUGAAGAAAUUGUGUGGUGGGAAGGCCUGGUGCUCAUCAUCUUGUACGUGUUUUACAUCCUGAUCAUGAAGUACAAUGUGAAGAUGCAGGCCUUUUUCACAAUCAAACAAAAGACUAUCGCAAAUGGCAACACGGUCAACAGUGAGCUGGAGGAUGGUAAUGAUUACUGUGAUAGUAGCUCUGAUGACCCUUCCCUGCCAUUGCUGGGGCAAGUGAAGGAGGAGCCGCAGUACAACAAAAACCCAGUGGUGAUGGUGGACGAGGUCAUGAGCUCCAGCCCUCCCAAGUUCACCUUCCCAGAGGCGGGCUUACGCGUAAUGAUCACCAAUAAAUUUGGGCCCAGGACUCGUCUGCGGAUGGCCAGCAGGAUCAUAAUUAAUGAGAGGCAAAGGCUGAUCAACUCGGCCAACGGCGUGAGCAGCAAACCGCUUCAGAACGGGAGGCACGAGAGCAUUGAGAAUGGGAACGUGCCCGUGGAAAACCUGGAAGAGCCACAGCGGGACCAAGAGCCCCCGCCGCAGCCCCCGCCACCUCCCCAGGAGCCAGAGCCCGUGGAGGCCGCUUUCCUGUCCCCCUUCUCCAUGCCUGAGGCAAGAGGGGACAAAAUCAAGUGGGUGUUCACCUGGCCGCUCAUCUUCCUCCUGUGCAUCACCAUCCCCAACUGCAGCAAGCCCCGCUGGGAGAAGUUCUUCAUGCUCACCUUCGUCAUCGCCACGCUCUGGAUUGCUGUCUUCUCCUACCUGAUGGUGUGGCUGGUGACUAUUAUUGGAUACACCCUUGGGAUCCCCGAUGUCAUCAUGGGCAUUACUUUCCUUGCAGCAGGCACGAGCGUCCCCGACUGCAUGGCCAGCUUGAUUGUGGCCAGACAAGGCCUUGGUGACAUGGCGGUCUCUAACACCAUAGGAAGCAACGUGUUCGACAUCCUCGUGGGACUCGGCAUACCGUGGGGGCUGCAGACCAUGGUUGUUAAUUAUGGGUCCACGGUGAAGAUCAACAGUCGGGGUCUGGUCUACUCCGUGGCAUUGCUGCUGGGCUCCGUCGCUCUCACCGUCCUCGGCAUCCAUUUGAACAAGUGGAAGCUGGACCGGAAGCUGGGGGUGUACGUGCUGGUCCUCUAUGCCAUCUUCUUGUGCUUCUCCAUAAUGAUAGAGUUCAACGUCUUUACCUUUGUCAACCUGCCAAUGUGCCGAGAAGACGAUUAAGAUGAAGCCACUGGCCCCCGUCCGGGAGCUGUUCUGGACACUCCGGCGCUGGCGUCCCUUUUUCCCUGCCCCUCCCCACCACGGAUCUCUCCUGCAUCGGCCGCCACCGUCCGUUCUUUCAUCCACGGGAAGAAAGCGCCAUCGUGGUCUGUGUCUGGUCACGGGCCAGGCUGCUGGGCGUCAUCCUCCUCCUUGGAGUUCUGCCCCCACAAAAAGGCAAGAUUCAGGGGCCGCUGUUGGAGCAGCUUCGCAGACCUCCGAGCCGCCGGCCAUAGGGACGUGGCAUGUAUCUCCUCUUGGACGCCUGGAUCAGAAGGACUUCUGUACGUGGGUUGUCUUUCUGUCACACGGCAGCCUCGGAAAUGAGGCGGUUGGUGAACACAAGGUUUCCUGGGGCAAGUGCAAAAUAGGAGUGUUGUUCUUAAGGGGCCCCGCUGGACCAGAGGGUGUGGGUUCCUUGGGCAGCAUGUGCUCCUUAGAGCUUCUGAAUCCUGCUGGAAGCACUCAAGGUUUAGAGAGAGCGAGGCUCAACCUGUUGGGAGUUUGGGGCCAUGACGACAAACACUCCACCCCUUUUCCUGGACAAAUUUGGAAGAAAAGAAACAGUUGUUCACAGCAGAAGAGAGAAAACAAGUGCAUACACUUCUCGUUUUCAUUGAUACAUUCAGAGAAUGAGCAAUGAUACAGUCAAAAUAAAAUGUCAGCUAUAGAUCAUCAUACUUGAAAAAUACCAUCGCACACAAAGGACCUUGAUGGGGACCAGAAAGGUAAUACUUACGGGAAACAAAUCCUAUGUGUAUCAUGUUGCGUUGACACUAAGACAUUUGGUUUGGAACAUAGAGAAAGUUGAAGACUAACAUCUACAUGGGUGCUAACUCAGAGACACAGUGGAGAUAGUGCUUUACAGCCAUUAAUUCCAGACCUGUGGCGUGGGAUGCGCUGUCAGUUUGGGUUUGUCAUUUCUUUGUAAAUGCCCUGCCCUCAAAAUCACCCUGUUCAAAGACCCAAUUGUUUAUAUGCCCAACAAAUUUCAUAGCCUGCUGAACUGGAAUGUGUGUGCCAGAAGCAAUGGUUAAUGACAAGAAGAAAGAUUUCCUGCAAAACCACCAAUUGCUCUCUGGUGAGCUGGAGGCAAGUAUGGAAACCGUUAACUUGGAAAUUUUUAGAGCUAAGGUUCUUGAAUCUUAUAGUUUGCUAAAAAAGGCCAAAGAUGAGAGGUUAAUUGAAAAAUAGAUAGAAACAUUAAACAAUUUUGACUGCUUCGUAGCUCUCAAAUACAUAUUAAAAAGAUUUACGAACACAAACCAUUUGUGGUUUCUGAAAAGAAAGCACAAUUCAUUUUGUAGAGAGGUGUUCUUUUUUAUUUUUUUUAAUGUUUCUAUUGCAAAGAGUCUAUCAGAUUUGAUGCACUUUAAUACUGGGCUAUUUUGCACAGAAGACUGUAUGGGGAAUGCCCCCAUGAUGGUAUGAGGAAAGGAGGGUUUUAGUGAUUCACUGAUAAUUAAUCAUGGGUGAUAAGUGUAAAUCCAAUAGCUGAUUCUUUCCCGAGACACAACGGUUGUAACCUGCAGUGGAAUCUGUGGCUGUGCUCUCUGUGGCCUCCUGAAUUUCAGGAGGGCAUGUUUAACCUUGUGUCCCUAAAAUGUCCUUAGCAUGAGCCUCAGACGUGACAGCCCCAUCACUGGCUUUCUAUUCUGGAUCCUCAUCAGUGUUAGUAGCUACACCAAGUCAAGACUUCUCCUUUUGUUUCUCUGCUUAGAUACUCAGUGGUCUUCCAGUUGAGGACAGGGGUCAUUUUCCUGAGAAAUUAGCUAAAGUGGGUGGCCAGGGAGCCCCUAGGUUCAUCAGCACAAAUGUUUAGACACAGAGGGUUUCAGAGUUGUUGGAACCAUUCUGCCCACAGAGAAUAGCCACCUGGUCUCCUCUGUCUUACAGCCUCAUCCAGGUUUCAGAGUGCAUCUGUGUCCAUUUUUGAAUCUCAAAACUGCCCUGUGAUGUAAGUAGGGAUGAUCGUCCCCAUUUAACAGGAAGUUCAGUCUUGGAGAGGUCAGGUGACUCUAGGUCAAUGGCUAGUAAGUUGCAAACAGGAGCUGAGUCCCAGAGCGCCACCUGGCUCGGCCAGUCCAGCAUGUGGUCAUCCUUGGUCAUGCAGAUGGGGAUGUGUCCUUGUCCUUGGGGUUGGCCCUUAUUGUUUGAGUCAAAACUUCAUCACAUUUCUAACUGACAUCUGGAUGCUCUGUCUCCCAUCCUAAUAUUUAUCCCCAUCCUAUGUCCCUAUUAUUUUCUGAUAAAGAUCAAAAAAUAUUUUUAGCUAGGCUGUAUGGGCCCUGAUGAGAGCCCUGCUGGUGUUCCGUCUUUGAAUCCCUGUGUAGCUUUCAAAGAACACACCCUUAUCACCCACCUCUUCCUCAGCAGAACCCCUCUGAGAUGAUAAAUAUGCUGCAGUUCCAGUUUGAGACAAAAACUAAUGUUUCUAAUAUGUAGAACAGCCCUCCUGGCUAAUCCUCUUAUGACUUUAAUGUGCCAAGGUAACUUCCUUAAAGGAUCUAUGCAUUUAUUGUAGCUAGGAAACUACAUAUACACUGUAGGUGAAGAAGUCUCUUUUGUAACUAAAUAUUUUUUCCAUUUCAAGUUUAAAGAAUUGCUUGAUUAAUUCGGCCUUCAUUUGAAAAAUGCUUUCGUCACUGCGCAGGGUUGCUUCCUUUAUUUUAUUCCCGAAGCUAAUUAGCACAGAGUAAUUACUCUGCUAUGAAAAUAGGCAAUCUGAAAAAUAAACUUGGCUCUUUGAAUUGGGGGCAGAAAAAUGAACCCAUUGUACUCAGAUAGAAAACGUCUAUAAAAGCAGGAGCAGGAGGCUCCUGGCAUCUCUGGUGUGGAUUUUCCUUUGCCAGCCGAGCAUAGUCAAGGGGAAGGUAUGCAGUGUCCUGAGAGCCUGGCCCUAGAGGAAGGCUCUAGGUCAGCUGCAGUGACAGACUGAUGCUAAAGGCAGAUCAGAAUGGUCUCAUUCCCAUCCUUCCUGUAACCCACGGUGUCCCGACCUCUGUGUUCCCCUUCCAUAAGCUCCGACCUUGUGAGUUUUCCUCUGUUCAUUACCUGCUCCUCCUCCCCUCACCCCACCUAUUAGGACUUGUUCUUGCUUCUCCGGAUGGUGCCUCGUGGUAAACAACCAGCCUGCCGAUGCAGAAGACAUGAGACACCAGUUCAAGCCCUGG